Messenger RNA from Prunus persica (peach), 638 nucleotides. RefSeq lists its product as uncharacterized. The record is from RefSeq and is a predicted model, not a curated record. NCBI's taxonomy places the organism in Eukaryota, Viridiplantae, Streptophyta, Magnoliopsida, Rosales, Rosaceae. Bases 119 to 400 code for a protein of 93 amino acids. Gene Ontology annotation, cellular component: mitochondrion. The transcript has 3 exons.
GAGCGAUCAGCCACUCUUGUUACUGUGAAACAAUACUCGAGUCGAUCCUCGGCAGCGAAGUCCAUCGUCUUCAGUGGUUGAGACCCAAAAAGCUAGAGAGAAUCAGAGAGAGUGCUGAAUGGGAUACAUACAGCAAGCACGUGAGAAUCACGUGAAAAAGAAGGUAGAAGAAGCAUUGCGGAGCAAAAUGAAGCAGAAGGCGUUGCAGGAAUGCAAGGAUUUGGCGUCCAAGUAUGCGGAAUGCUCUUAUGGGAGAACCAUUUCUGUGGUUUGGCAGUGUCGGCAACAAGCUAAGGAAUUAAACGAGUGCCUUCACCAAUUCACUAACGAUGACGUCUUGGAGGAAAUGAAGAGAGACUACAUGCUUCAACAAGAUGGGAAAGUGUCUGCAAAAGGCUGAGCUCGUGCCUCGCAACAGAAACCGAGCAUUGUCGUAGAAUUUUUUUUGUUAUCACGUAUUCUGGCGACAUUUUUUUUCUUCAAAGCGGAUAUGCUAAUCAUCACUUGGUUCAUAUUUUCACAAAUUCUUAAGUUGCAUGAUUUUGUUUUCUUCUGUGGUUCAGCCAAUGAACGGGAGUGGUGUAUGAAGCAUUUUCGAAUGAAACUUAUGAAUUUACUAAAGAUUUCAUACAGAUCUA